AACUUUGCAGGCAUCGGUCAAACUGGGGUCGACCACGUGGAGCAUGCUCGUCGUCGUCGUCGCCAGCGUCGUCGCGGCGCCGGUUUCCGCGCUGCUGCUUGUGCUGCUGCUUCUCCGCGCCUACAACGCCACGCGCCAACAGCGCGUCCUCGGCUUCUUUCACCCGUAUGCUGCGUCGGGCGGUGGCGGCGAGCGCGUCCUCUUUUGCGCGCUGCAAGCGCUGCCAGCAACCGCACACGUCGUCAUCUACGUCGGCGACGCCAUUAGCGCGACCAAGCUGCUCGAAGAUGCGCACCACCGCUUCAAUUUUAAAGUGACCGACGUCAAGUGCCAUGUAGACGUGGUGCAUUUAAGGUACCGCCACUUGCUCCAGGCCAAGUACUACCCGCGCUUUACGCUGCUCGGGCAGAGCCUCGGAAGCAUGCUCGUGGGCCUCGAAGCGUUCAUGCGCUGCCCUGUGGCCGUCUGGAUCGACACGACCGGGUGUGCGUUCACGUACCCGUGCGCGUGGCUUGGCGGCGCCAGCGUUGUGACGUACACGCACUACCCAACGAUCUCGAUGGACAUGCUUGGCGUCGUCGCCCGGCGCGACGUGACGUACAACAACAGCGCCGACGUCGCCGGCAGCGCGCUCAAGAGCCAGGCCAAACUGGCCUACUACCGCUUCUUUGCCUUCUUGUACCGAUGCGUCGGGUCGUUUGCAUCGGUCGUCAUGGUCAACUCGAGCUGGACACACAAUCACAUUAAGCAGCUUUGGACACACACCGCGCCGCUCGUCGUGUACCCGCCAUGCGGCUCGACGGCGUUCGAAGCAUACCCACUCUCCGGGCGCGACGCGAUCGCGCUCUCGGUCGGCCAAUUCCGGCCCGAGAAGGACCAUGCGCUGCAACUGGCCGCGCUUCACCGCCUUGUAGAAGAGCAUGCGGAUCUCGUACGUGCAACGAACUUUAAACUCGUGCUCCUCGGCAGCUGUCGCGGCGCCGACGACGAAGCCCGCGUGCAGGCGCUCCGCGACGAGUGCGCGCGUUUAGGCCUCGCGUCGUACGUCGAGUUUGUCGUCAACGCACCGUUCGCGCAGCUCGAAGCGUACUUGGCCAAGUCGCUUCUUGGACUGCACACGAUGCGCAACGAGCACUUUGGUAUUGGUAUCGUCGAGAUGAUGGCUGCGGGCGUCGUGGUGAUCGCACACAACUCGGGUGGCCCCGCCGCCGACAUUGUCAAGCCGGGCACGGGGUACCUCGCGACGACGGCCGACGAGUACGCAGCCAGCAUGCACCGCGUGCUUACAAGCCAUGACACGAGCGAGAUGCAAGCCGAUGCCCGGGCGUCGUCGCGCCGCUUCUCGGACGAUGUGUUUCGAGACGCCUUCUUGGCCGCGGUUGCCCCCGUCUUGUAGACACGACCCGUCUAGCCGAUCCUAGCCAGGGGGAAAUGAAGGGUCAGGUGAUCGAUCGAUGAUGGAAUACCCCUAAUCCUAGUACUGGCUUCAACACCGA
Messenger RNA from Saprolegnia parasitica CBS 223.65, 1496 nucleotides. RefSeq lists its product as hypothetical. Lineage: Eukaryota; Oomycota; Saprolegniomycetes; Saprolegniales; Saprolegniaceae. Gene Ontology annotation, biological process: protein N-linked glycosylation. The coding region runs from base 44 to 1396 and encodes 450 amino acids. The transcript has a single exon. The record is from RefSeq and is a predicted model, not a curated record. Gene Ontology annotation, cellular component: endoplasmic reticulum membrane. Gene Ontology annotation, molecular function: GDP-Man:Man(3)GlcNAc(2)-PP-Dol alpha-1,2-mannosyltransferase activity.